Chelonus insularis is the source of this 2431-nucleotide messenger RNA. It is a transcript of the gene udt, whose product is annotated as protein undicht. Gene Ontology annotation, biological process: wound healing. Bases 226 to 2106 code for a protein of 626 amino acids. Lineage: Eukaryota; Metazoa; Arthropoda; Insecta; Hymenoptera; Braconidae. The record is from RefSeq and is a predicted model, not a curated record. The transcript has 9 exons.
CAAUAUAAAAACGAUGCUCUGCCGGACUUCUACACACACAAAUUGACGUCAAGAGCUUCUCUGAUUCGUGACGUACAAAACAGUUAGGGCGUGUGCGUUGUUAUGUGUUCUUUACAUGACUCAGUCAUGAAUUAAACUUUUGUGGAGCAAUAUUUUUUAUUAUUUGACUUAAUAAUUGGUGCAAUUAGUGUAAAAAAUUAUUUAUAGCAAUAAAAUUAUUAUAAAAUGGGUCAUUUACAGUGGCUCUCGUUGUUCAAAGUUUUUUUACUUUCAUUAUGUGUUUCUGUUUAUUCUCAAGAAAAUUCAUCUCUAACACACAACAAUGAGUGUUUUAUUCCGGAAGUGAUACGAGGAGAUUGGUUUUCGUGGGAAAAUGGGAGAAAUACACGAACUAUUAUUGAUUCUGAAACCAUGUCAGAUCGAGGAAGAUGCAUCAAAGUAAAAAAAACUUCUCAGUCACAUUAUACUUUUAUUUUUGAAAAAAAUUCUUGCUAUCAUUGUGUACUAUUGAUUGUAAGAACAUUGAACGUUUUGGAAAAAGAAGAGCUAUCCUGUGUUAACUUAUCGCCCGAUCAGAACCCAACAUUUGAAAAUGUUUGUAGAGGAAUUAAACUCGGUCAACAAUAUAUCACAUUAUUUUCAGAGAAUUACAAACCUGUCAACUGUAGGUCUGCCUUAGAAGGUGUUUGGCAGUUUGCUUAUCAGAAUCGGUUUAGAUUUACUGGAGAGUGUAAUAAUCCAGAUGCACAAAUUAGAUCCUGUCAAGAUCCAGGAUCACAGUUUCUUAUAACAAACCAGAAGUUUAAUAUCACAUAUAAAAAAUGCGAUAAUAUGAAAGGAACUUUUGAUGGAGUUGUUGAAUAUAGUUGUUUGGGUGAUUGGUUCAAGGGUAAAGAUCAUUUCUUUGCUGUUGCUAACACAAAAGAAUCACGAAAAGACGAAAAAUAUAGAUGUUUUCUAAGAAAUCGUGAGGAUGAUCUAUAUAUAGGAGUGUCAAUUACAGCUGAAUGCAAUACUUUAAAAACAGUAGAGAAGAGUCCUGAGAGAUUACAUAUAACUCCAGUAAAAUCGGAAGUAGUUGUUCCCGGUUGUCGACUACCACAGAACAUGUCCGGAGAUUGGGUGAAUUUAGCUAAUUAUGAAGCUGAUGUAGUAAUUAAUGAAACUCACAUUAUUGAAACUUGGCGUCCAGAUGAAGGACGUUUCCGUAAAACAAUUUACGUAUGUCAAGAGCAACGUGAUAGUAGAAUUAUGAUGGCUCGACUUACUGUUGAUGGAUGUCAAAAAGAUUACAUUUGCUUUGACUUUGUUCCUCGUCACCAUAACAUUAUUAGAUACAGGAAAGGACUGGCUGUGAUCCAGAACGACUUUUUUACAGUUUGUUCAUGGAAUAAAUUUAUUCAAAAAUAUCGUCGAGAUCAGAAGCGCAUUGAAUGGCAUUAUGAUUAUUUUGUUGCGAAAUUCCCUGUUCCUGUCAGGUGUCCAGUUGCUGGAAAGUUUAUGUUCACUCAGAAAGGAGACAUACCUUUUGAAACUAGAAUUUUGGGUGGUGUAACUUUGUCACCAAGACCAAAUAUCCAUUGUAGAGAAAAUAUAUCAGAUUUUUCAGUGUGUGAUCCUGAUCAAAAAGAAAUUGCCAUUGAUGAAAAUUACUGUUUAUCAGUGGAUCAUUUAGGACGACCUGUUGAUAUUUACAGCGACCCUGAUUAUAAAAUGAAAUGUAUUGGAUAUUGGAAAGAGAAUCUCAAAUCUUAUCUGAUUACUUAUGACGAAUUGGAUCCAUUUAGUAAAUAUCGUUGCUGGGUUUAUCAAAGAGCUGAAUUGAACCGAAUUUUGAUGUCACAGUCUGCAGGACCCAUUUGUGAUAUCAGGCAACGAGUUCAAAGUACCAGUUGGAAAGAAGGAGCUGCGGUAGCAAUAGACAUGACAGAAUAUGAAAGAGAACGCGAUCAGUGUCCAAUGUAUUUUAAUGAUGGUUCAAAUCCUUGGCUCGUCACGGAAAAUCGCAUUAAAAUCUUCCGUUUUGGACAAAGUUCUUCUACUACAACAAUAGCCCCGCUAAUCAAAUUAUUUACCGUUGUUGUAUUUAGCAUAUGUUACUUAUAAGAAUUUACAUUAUAUAUAAGCUGCUAAAUUGAGGUAUUUGAAGUGUUUAAAAUUUCUCUAUGAUAUUUUAGACCUUUUAAACAAAUGACUCCGUCCAUAAGUUAAAACGUUUUUACAUAGUAACAAUUUAAGUUUACGUAUCUAACAAUUGACUUAAAUAUUAUAAUUAAUAAUUGGCAUGCCUUUGAAUGUGCCUUGUAUGUAAUCGAAAUUUUAUUAUUUUACGUACAUGACAAUACUACAAUAUUUGCAUACUCAUGUAAAGAUCUUAUUUUAUUCGAAAAAAUUAUAAAUAAUGUUAAAAAUGUAAAUGCGAAAUUUUUUU